Messenger RNA from Penicillium malachiteum, 207 nucleotides. Its product is annotated as electron transfer flavoprotein regulatory factor 1. Gene Ontology annotation, biological process: respiratory electron transport chain. Gene Ontology annotation, cellular component: mitochondrion. The transcript has 3 exons. The record is from RefSeq and is a predicted model, not a curated record. Lineage: Eukaryota; Fungi; Ascomycota; Eurotiomycetes; Eurotiales; Aspergillaceae. Bases 1 to 207 code for a protein of 68 amino acids.
AUGGUCAACUCCGAGCUGCGUCGGCAGGUAAUCAACAUUUACAAAGAGCUUCUCUGGCUAGGGCGUGAAUACCCUCUGGGAUACAAGUAUUUCCGAGAUCAACUCCAUCGUGCGUUUUCGAGCCAAAUUCAUCUUCAGGAUGAAGAGCAGAUUCGCAAGGGGAUUGCCAGGGCUGAAUUUGUCAAGAAAGAAGUUGAAGCAUUGUAA